Messenger RNA from Sitodiplosis mosellana (orange wheat blossom midge), 1529 nucleotides. RefSeq names its product probable isocitrate dehydrogenase [NAD] subunit alpha, mitochondrial (gene Idh3a). Gene Ontology annotation, molecular function: isocitrate dehydrogenase (NAD+) activity; magnesium ion binding; NAD binding. Bases 115 to 1203 code for a protein of 362 amino acids. Gene Ontology annotation, cellular component: mitochondrion. NCBI's taxonomy places the organism in Eukaryota, Metazoa, Arthropoda, Insecta, Diptera, Cecidomyiidae. The record is from RefSeq and is a predicted model, not a curated record. Gene Ontology annotation, biological process: tricarboxylic acid cycle; isocitrate metabolic process. The transcript has 6 exons.
GAUAACUCAGUGACAUAUAUAUACUGUGAGCUUGUAAGCAAUCGGUUCAGUGUGGAAUAUAGAUAAAUCAACUAGAAUCGCACCAGAACUAGCACGGUACAAUUUACCAUCACGAUGGCUUUUCGAUUGAUUCGCAAAAUUACAAAUGUCGCACCAAAAAGUGCAUCAAUUGUUGCAUCAACUUCGUCACGUAACUUUUCUUCAGAAGUGAAAAAAGUUACCCUGAUCCCCGGCGAUGGCAUCGGUCCUGAAAUUUCAGCCGCUGUGCAACAAAUUUUUCAGGCUGCGAAUGUUCCCAUCGAAUGGGAAUCCGUAGAUGUUACACCAGUCCGUCAUCCAGAUGGUAAAUUUGGCAUUCCCCAAGCCGCUGUUGAUUCUGUGAAUCGAAACAAGGUUGGGUUGAAAGGGCCACUUAUGACUCCCAUUGGAAAAGGUCACAGAUCAUUGAAUUUGCAAUUGCGAAAAGAAUUCAACUUGUAUGCUAACGUUCGGCCAUGCCGAUCGCUAGAAGGCUAUAAAACGCUUUAUGAUGACGUCGAUGUUGUAACUAUUCGAGAAAAUACUGAGGGUGAAUAUUCUGGUAUUGAACACGAAAUCGUCGAUGGAGUUGUCCAAAGUAUCAAACUGAUCACAGAAGAUGCAUCAAUGCGGGUGGCCGAUUAUGCUUUCCAGUAUGCCAAGGAUAAUAAUCGUUCAAAAGUAACGGCCGUACAUAAAGCAAAUAUUAUGCGUAUGUCAGAUGGUCUUUUUUUACGUUGUUGUCGUCGUGUCGCUGCUAAAUAUCCUGAAGUUAAAUUUGAAGAGAAAUAUUUGGACACAGUUUGCUUAAACAUGGUACAAGAUCCAAGCCAAUACGAUGUUUUGGUUAUGCCAAACUUGUAUGGUGAUAUUCUUUCGGACAUGUGUGCUGGUUUAGUGGGUGGUCUUGGACUAACACCUUCCGGAAACAUGGGUCUAAAUGGCGCAUUGUUCGAAUCGGUUCACGGAACAGCUCCAGAUAUUGCUGGUAAAGAUUUGGCUAAUCCAACUGCCCUUUUGCUGUCAGCCGUGAUGAUGUUACGACACAUGAAGUUCAAUUCUCACGCUGAUAAAAUUCAAGAGGCCUGUUUUGCUGUCAUCAAAGAAGGCAAAUAUCUAACCGGUGAUUUGGGUGGCAAGGCUAAAUGCUCUGAAUACACGAAGGAAAUCUGCUCACGAUUGUAAAUUAUAACAACAAAUGACAAGCAUAAAACUUAUUCGAGCUAUUUUCGGUUACCAAAACACUGACAAUAUUCUAUUUAGAUGCCGAAGAAUUACUUCAUAAGUUUCAUUGAAAUUUUUCUCUUGAUAGUAAUUCAAUUUUUGCGUUGACCAACAAAAUUCAUUACAAACAUUUAAUAAAAGAAAUGAAGCCAUUUAUUUUUUUUGACACUGAAAAUUAAUAGAAAAAAUGAAUCAAAUUUCUGGCUACUCUCUUCUAAAUUUACAGAUCACACCAAAACAUGUAAAAAAAGGCUUAAUAAAAUUAUUUAUUCUUCAUUUCACGGAAA